AUGACCGACCUGCCCACCAUCCUGCCUCAGUUUUCUACAAGACCAUAUACACAUCUCAUACCAUCGCUCGAGCGACAUGGAAUCACAGUCACGGAUCUUCUAUCGCUUGAUGCAUUGGAAAUUGCAAAGCGUGCUACGCUCCCAAUACUUGACCUCCGCAGGCUAGCACAGGACAUUGCCCAGGCAAUACAGUAUGAUUUGAAUAUAGGUGUAACGGCACACAAUACUAGCGAUGAGCUCUUUACGUCCAGCAGAAAUUCUGGCUUGGAGAAGUGCAACCGACCUGCCAAAGAUGUCUUAAAGAGCUGGAAUACAGUUAGCUUUUUGGAUACCGCACUCGAUGAAGCCAUGGGUGGUGGCAUACCGACAGGAUAUAUCACCGAGAUUACAGGCGAGAGUGCUGCUGGCAAGACACAAUUCCUGCUCACCCUCCUCUUAUCUGUCCAGUUACCAGCUCCUUCAGGCCUUUCACGAAACUCGAUUUAUAUCUCCACUGAGGCACCGCUUUGCACGACUCGACUAGCACAAUUACUCGAAUCUCAUCCUCGUCUGGCACAAUUACCUGCGACCGAGAAGCCUUCCCUCUCCCAAGUCCUCGCAAUACCGGUACAGGAUCUGGAAAGUCAAGAUCAUAUUCUAGCCUUUCAGCUUCCUCAUGCUAUUCGCAAGUACGAUGUGGGUCUUGUCGUCUUAGAUUCGGUAGCUGCCAACUACAGAGCAGAGCAUGGUUCAUCCGUGCCCAGAGAUCUCGCCAACAGGGCUGCACAGCUAGCUAAGCUGGGAAAGUCCCUACGCGACUUGGCAAAAGAGGAGAAUAUCGCGGUUGUGGUUGCCAACCAGGUUAGUGACCGGUUCGAUGAGCUGCAUGCCACAGUCCGGCAGGAUCGUCAUUCUUCCUCCAGCCCGAUUAUUUCGUCUUCACCAGCACCUCCAAGCACACAAGGGGUGCCACCUUCAUUGGCCGGACACGCAGAGGACAGUGCCCGUGAAACGUCAUUACAUCUUGAUUUCCAGCAACGUUUCUUCACUGGUUGGGGAGACGAGACAUGUGGAAGCUCGUCUGAAGGACUUAAGACUCCCGCUUUAGGUCUUGGAUGGACGAAUCAGAUCGCCUGCAGAGUUGCGCUAAAAUUGGAAGCUGGGAAAGCUAUACCAUGUAAUGAUAAGGGCGCUAUGGUCAGCUAUCAAGGAGGAAAUAUCUGGAAGGACAGAAAGAAGCGGAGAUUUCUGCGUCUUGUCUUUGCUCCAUGGACACCCGCCACAGCAGAUCCUAUUGAAUAUGAGAUCAGGCCAGAAGGAAUAACAGCAUGCAAAGUGGGAGACAACCCUACAUGA
Molecule: messenger RNA, 1335 nt
Organism: Endocarpon pusillum Z07020
Lineage: Eukaryota; Fungi; Ascomycota; Eurotiomycetes; Verrucariales; Verrucariaceae
Exons: 2
Coding region: 1-1335 (444 amino acids)
Biological process (GO): resolution of mitotic recombination intermediates; telomere maintenance via recombination; t-circle formation
Cellular component (GO): replication fork; Rad51C-XRCC3 complex
Molecular function (GO): four-way junction DNA binding; ATP binding; ATP-dependent DNA damage sensor activity
Source: RefSeq, a predicted model, not a curated record